Messenger RNA from Hirundo rustica (Barn swallow), 3621 nucleotides. RefSeq names its product striatin interacting protein 2 (gene STRIP2). The transcript is spliced from 21 exons. The record is from RefSeq and is a predicted model, not a curated record. Lineage: Eukaryota; Metazoa; Chordata; Aves; Passeriformes; Hirundinidae. Gene Ontology annotation, cellular component: cytosol. The coding region runs from base 7 to 2508 and encodes 833 amino acids. Gene Ontology annotation, biological process: cytoskeleton organization.
CGCGGGAUGGAGGCGGCGGGAGGCGGCGGAGCCCCGGGCAGGGCCCGGCCGGGACAGCCCCAGCCCCAGCCCCAACCGCAGCCGCAGCCACAGCCGCUGCCCAAGGGCCGGGAGCUCUUCAGGAGCCAGCGGAAGGAGUCCGAGGGCUCCGUGGAUUGUCCCAACCUGGAAUUUGAGUACGGGGAUGCCGACGGCCACGGCGCUGAGCUGGCAGAGCUCUACAGCUACACCGAGGAGCCCGAGCUGAGCCACAACAGGAGAUGCUUCGAGGAGGAUUUUCACGCACAAGUGCCGGACAGGAGGUGGCUGGAGCUGGACAGGGCUCAGCAGAAGGCCUACAUCAUGCGCCUGCUGGAUGGGCUGGAGGUGGUCAACAGGGACAAGAGGCUCCGAGUAGCACGGGCCAUCCUGUACCUGGCCCAGGGUGUCUUCGGGGACUGUGAUAAUGAAGGUGAUGUCCUGCACUGGUCUCGACACAACAGCUUCCUCCUGUACCAGCUGGGAACCUUCUCCGCCUUCCUGGAGCUUCUCAACAUGGAGAUUGAGAACAGCCAGGCGUGCAGCAGCGCCCUGCGGAAGCCGGCCAUCUCCCUGGCCGACAGCACGGAGCUCAGGGUCCUGCUCAGCGUCAUGUACCUGAUGGUGGAGAACAUCCGUGUGGAGCGGGAGACGGAUCCCCCCGAGUGGAAAACCUGCCGGGAGACCUUCAGGAUGGAGCUGAGUUUCCCCGUGCACGCUGAGGAGCCGUUUGCUCUGCUGCUCUUCACGAUGGUGACCAAGUUCUGCAGCGGCCACGCUCCUCACUUCCCCAUGAAGAAGGUCCUGCUCCUGCUCUGGAAGGUGCUCCUGUUCACGCUGGGCGGGUUCGAGGCGCUGCAGGCCAUGAAGGUGCGGCGGCGGGAGGAGCUGGGGCUGCCGCCGCUGCCCGAGGACAGCAUCCAGGUGGUGCGGGGGAUGCGCGCCGCCUCCCCGCCCACCUGCGCCAUCGAGCUGGUGGAGCAGCAGCAGCAGCAGCAGCCGCAGCAGCAGAAGCGGGGCCCCCGCAGCCGCAGGCCCCUGAUGAAGCAGGACAGUUUGGACAUCUACAACGAGAGAGAUCCCUUCAAGAACGAUGAAGGAGGGGUUGAUGAAGAGGAGAACGACGACGUGGACGGCGGGAUCGAGGGGGAGCUGGACCUGAUGGAGCGGGACGCGAUCAUCCCCGCGAUGCCGGCUCAGCGCCUGCCCAUCGAGAGGGUGUCCUUCCCCAAGGGGCUCCCCUGGGCCCCCAAAGUCAGACAGAAGGACAUCGAGCAUUUCCUGGAAGCAAGCAGGAACAAAUUCAUCGGAUUCACGCUGGGACAGGACACCGAAACCCUGAUAGGGCUCCCGCGGCCGAUCCAUGAAAGCGUGAAGACGCUGAAGCAGCACAAGUACGUUUCCAUCUCGGAUGUCCAGAUCAAGAACGAGGAGGAGCUGGAGAAGUGCCCCAUGUCUCUGGGGGAAGAGGAAGUCCAAGAAACCCCUUGUGAGGUCUUGUAUCGAGCAAUGCUGUACAAUCUCCCCCAGUACAUGAUCGCUUUGCUGAAGAUCCUCCUGGCUGCUGCUCCCACCUCCAAGGCCAAGACUGACUCCAUCAACAUCCUGGCAGACGUGCUGCCUGAAGAGAUGCCCAUCACCGUGCUGCAGAGCAUGAAGCUGGGCAUCGACGUGAACAGGCACAAGGAGAUCAUCGUGAAGAGCAUCUCGGCGCUGCUGCUGCUGCUCCUCAAGCACUUCAAGCUGAACCACAUCUACCAGUUUGAGUACGUGUCCCAACACCUGGUGUUCGCCAACUGCAUCCCGCUGAUCCUGAAAUUCUUCAACCAGAACAUCAUGUCUUACAUCACUGCCAAAAACAGCAUCUCUGUCCUGGAUUAUCCUCACUGCACGGUCUGUGACUUGCCCGAGCUCACAGCAGAAAGUCUGGAAGCUGGAGACAACAACCAGUUCUGCUGGAGGAAUUUGUUCUCCUGCAUCAACCUGCUGAGGAUCCUCAACAAGCUGACCAAGUGGAAACACUCCAGGACAAUGAUGCUGGUGGUGUUUAAGUCAGCCCCGAUCCUGAAGCGCGCUCUGAAGGUGAAGCAGGCCAUGAUGCAGCUCUACGUGCUCAAGCUGCUGAAAAUCCAGACCAAGUACCUGGGGCGCCAGUGGAGAAAGAGCAACAUGAAGACCAUGUCUGCCAUCUACCAGAAGGUGCGGCACCGCAUGAACGACGACUGGGCCUACGGCAACGAUAUCGACGCCAGGCCGUGGGAUUUCCAGGCUGAGGAAUGCACGCUGAGGGCCAACAUCGAAGCCUUCAACAGCCGCAGGUACGACAAGCCGCAGGACUCGGAGUUCGCCCCGGUGGACAACUGCCUGCAGAGCGUGCUGGGCCAGCGCCUGGAGCUGCCCGAGGACUUCCACUACUCGUACGAGCUCUGGCUGGAGCGGGAGGUGUUUUCGCAGCCCAUUCGUUGGGAGGAGUUGCUGCGCUGCCAGUGACCCGCUCCCUCCUCCCCGAGGCGCCACGGGCUGCGGAGAGGAGCGGUUUGGGUUGGAUCUGGGUGCGGGGGGGUUUCAGUACAGAUGGGAGGAAAAAAAAAAAUAUAUAUAUUUAAACUUUCCAAAGAGACCAAGUCUCUCUGUGCCUAGCAGACACCUCUUUUUGGAGGUUGUCCUGUGUUAUCGGCUGAGGCCACGGAGCGGGUUCCAGAGCGAGCUCGGAGGCCGGGUGUGUUUCGUAGCUUGGAUUCCCAGCUGGGAAUUCCAUCCCUCCCGCACUCCCUCGUUUGUUUGGAUGUGUCCGGUUCUUUGUGGCUGCUGAUGUGCUCCCAACAGCACCCUGCCACCCCCAGCUGCCCCGGGGUACCAGGAACACGGGCGGGCUUGGGGAGGAGACAACGUUGGGUGUUGUCCCUGGGGUCACAGAGCCCAGCUCCGAGUCCUGGUGGCACCAGGGACAGGUCCUGCACGGUCCCCUGGACGCCCACCCGUCACCUUCUCACCUCUGCUUUCCUGCACCUUCUCUCACCUCUGUUACACGACCCCUGUGCAGUGUUUAGAGCUGGGGAGGUUGGAGGUUUUCUCACCCCCCCUGAGUGUCAUUAGGAUUCCACAUCCUCUUCCAGCCCUGAGGAGACAGCAAAUACCACCUUAAAUAACCCCAUUUUUACCCGGGUUUUUUGGUUGUUCGGGGGGAAUGUCUGUGUCAGGUCUCAGGGCGGGGAGGGAAAGUGCUUUGGUGAACAAUUUUUGAGGGAAAGAGUGGAUCCCCUGGUCCACGGCUUUCAGAACGAAUAGGAUAUUGAGCUGUAAACUUUCUGUCGAUUUAAUAACUCAAUACUGAAAUGAAACAAUGAACCCUCCGCUCGGGUAAAGCUGCUUUGCAUGAGGGUGGCAUUUGUCAAGGCGUCGUGUGUUCAUAUAGGGCAGGGAAGCCCUAAAUAAAUGAGUGUUUGUUACGGCUGGAUUCGUGCUAAUUGCUUAAGUAAUUAAUUAACCUGGGAACGUUCCCUUCGUGGGGUUUGUCCAAGGCCUUGUUCACGGGAAUGGCAUUAAGCCCCUUAAAACCUUUUUAAAGACGCUUUUGUUCAAAAUAAACUAACUUUUAAAGGA